AGCGGCAACUGCAGUAACAAACAGUCAACGAAUUUGUACAAGCAGAUUUGGAAGGAUGGAUGAUUCGGUGUGCUUAACACAGGAUUCGAACUUUGAAUUUACCAAACAGAUUAAUCCAAAGGAACUCCAUUCUAAAAGUCAUUUAAAACGGAAGAAAGUCCUCAAAAGUUCAAAACAUUCACCGAAAAUUGUAAAACAAACAAUAAUGGUUCCGCAGACGAAGGAAGAAAUAUGUAUACAAUUACCGGGCAAGCAAACGAAACGAACAAACGAAGAACAUGAAAACAAAAGUAUGCAAGAUGACAAAAUAUUUGCUCUGGGAUCCCCCGUACUUAAGUACGAAAGUAGCAGAAAGCGUGAUCGUACUGAAGACACUUGCAAAAUAAUUCUCACAUUCGAUCAUGUGCGAGACGUUUAUCCUGCUCAUAAAUCAAACGAUGUUUCGAGUUUGGUUUUUGUUGUAACUGUGGAACAUGAAACAGAUGCCAUAAUAAAAAGCCUAAGGGACUUAGGUAUUAAGUAUAUCAUAAAAACUUUGAAGCUAAGCAAUGUUGGAGAUACAAACGAUAACGUCAUACAGAUGAAAGAGAUUGAAUUGGAAACACUAAGGAUUUGUGUUCGUAAUAAUGCCAAACGGUUGAUGGCAAAACAUAGAUAUCUCAGUAUCAUAGAAGGAUGUAGUUACAUUUUAGAUAAAGAACCAGUUGGUGCAACCAAGGCGUUAAAUUACGAGCCGCGACUGGCGUUAUAUGUACAUGCAAAGGGAUAUAUUCCAAUCGACGAAGAACCUUUCGAAACAUCGUAUGACGGCAUAAAAGUCGUCAUUCGGGAAGGAGUGUAUGUCCCAUUUACAAGAAAAGCUGACGAGUUCCAUGAACAUGUUAGAAUGGGUUGUAAAAUUCAGCGUUCACUGAAUGGCACUCUUGGUCUGUUUGUUGAACACCCUUCGUAUGGUCUUUGUGGCGUAUCCUGUGCACAUGUUCUACUAUCAGCUGUAGAAAUGAUGCAUUGUCGGGAAAGAAAUGGACGCAUAGUUUUAGAUUCAACUGACUGUGAUGUUUACCAACCUGAACAGCCUCACAAGAUUGGAAUACUUCGAGAAGUAAUUACCAAAGAAGGCUCUGAUUCAGAAUCAGGACUUGACAUCGCACUUUUCCAAAUAACAACCCGAUUUCCACAAGACGGGAAAUUCCCACAACCAAAAAUAAGCACUAUGCCAGAUAUUUCGUUUGGAUCUGGAAGGACGAUAGCUAUAAACGUGCACAAUGACCAAUGCUACAAAUUCGGAAGUUGUUCGGAUUUUACCGAAGGUAAACUUAUCAACUUGGGACAUCCUGGUUGCGUUCGAGACGUCUUACAAGUGGACAAAUAUACGUUUACAAUAUACAAUCAAGUGAGGGUUCAGUCAAAGUCAGGGCAUUUCUUUGCCAACAUGGGUGACUCCGGUGCACCGGUUUUUGUCAAGGAUGGCGACGGACAACUUGCAUGUAUUGGCAUAAUCGUCGGAGGGAGAGCAUCUGAUGGCGUAGUUUAUGUUACUCCCAUUACACGGAUUCUGCAAGAACUUGGUAUAUCAAAACUGAAAUCGUUCGUUCCGAACUUUGUCGAAAUGGCCAAUGAUAUACAAACGAUCAAAAAUCGCAUGGAACACUUUGACACGGUACUGCAAAGAAUUAAUGAAAAACUAGAUUCUAUAAACCCGUCUUCCAUAGCUCAGUUAAAUGGGAGGUAGGCUAUUAUUUUGUAUAAAAACCGCACUUUCAACUGAUAAUGUUAAUAUGAAAUAAUUUAGAACUUUGAUGCUAUUUUGUACAAUCAAACAAUUACUUAUGCGAUAUUUUUUUUGAAAAUUUUGUCUCCGCUGAUGUCAACUACAACCAAUAUUUCGAGUUAUCUUGAGGAUGCGCGUUAAUGUCUAUUUGGUUUGAAAAAU
Messenger RNA from Dreissena polymorpha, 1933 nucleotides. RefSeq lists its product as uncharacterized. The record is from RefSeq and is a predicted model, not a curated record. Lineage: Eukaryota; Metazoa; Mollusca; Bivalvia; Myida; Dreissenidae. The transcript is spliced from 4 exons. Bases 56 to 1732 code for a protein of 558 amino acids.